Messenger RNA from Corylus avellana, 1743 nucleotides. RefSeq names its product RNA-binding (RRM/RBD/RNP motifs) family protein. Gene Ontology annotation, molecular function: RNA binding. Lineage: Eukaryota; Viridiplantae; Streptophyta; Magnoliopsida; Fagales; Betulaceae. Gene Ontology annotation, cellular component: nucleus. The record is from RefSeq and is a predicted model, not a curated record.
UCACACGCACCCAGUGCUCGUCUGUCUCCCUUACUCUUAGCUUACGGUUAUUCUCAGGGUUAGGGUUUAUCCUAAGAGCCAGGAGCUUCUUCUCCAAUGGACCCGACCAAGAAGCGAAAGCUGGACGAGAACGGCGUCGUCCCCCCCUCCACCGACGUCGACCCCUCGAUCCCGAAACUCACCCCCGAAGACGUCCGUAAAAUCGUCGACCGCAUCGACAAGGACAAGCUCCUCGACAUCGUGGCGGCCGCGGCUGCCCGCCACGUUGACGUGCUUGACGGCGUGCGAGCCCUGGCGGACUCGGACUCGUCGCAGCGCAAGCUUUUCAUCCGCGGACUCGGUUGGGACACCACCACGGACGGCCUCCGCACCUUGUUCUCUUCCUACGGAGAACUCGAGGAGGCCGUGGUCAUCCUCGACAAGCAGACCGGUAAGUCCAAGGGCUACGGCUUCGUCACCUUCAAGCAUGUCGACGGCGCUCUCCUCGCCCUCAAGGAGCCCAGCAAGCGGAUCGAUGGUCGCGUCACAGUCACGCAGCUCGCCGCCGCUGGGAACACGGGCGGGAACGCGAACGCCAACACCGCCGACGUGGCGAUGCGCAAGAUCUACGUCUGGGAGGUGCCACACGACAUGUCGCCGGAUAAGCUCUUGUCCCAUUUCUCGUCGUACGGGGAGAUCGAAGAGGGGCCACUUGGGUUCGACAGGUUCACCGGGAAGUCGAAGGGGUUCGCGCUGUUCGUGUACAAGACCAUGGAGGGGGCACAGGCGGCGUUGGCGAGUCCGGUAAAGAUGAUCGACGGGAGGCAGUUGAAUUGUAAGUUGGCGAACGUGGAUGCGAAGAAAGGGAAGCAAGGAGGGCCGCUGGGUCAGCCUGGGCCCGAUGGGGUUCAGGGCCAGGUUGGGGCUACUGGGAACGACGGUAUGGGGAUGGGGAUGGGAAUGGGCAUGGCGCAGGGUGGUUCGAUGCCGGGGUCGCAGUACGGCGGACCGGGCUCGAUUGGCACGUAUGGCGGGUUUCCGGGUGGGCCGCCGAUGGGUCAUCAUCCAUUAAGCACGACGUCGUUGGGAGGGCCGGGGUUGUCGUCGGUAAAUAGCCAGCAGCCAUCCUCGUUAGGAGGGACUGCUGGGUUUGGUACUGGGCUGGGUGGGCCUUAUGGUGGGUAUGGUGGCAUUGGUGGGACUGGUGGUGGAUUGGGUGCUGCUGGUGGUGGGUCGUCUUCAUUGUAUAGAAUGCCCCCGACUUCUGUGGGAAUGCCUUCUGGUGGGUAUCCGGAGAGUGGGCAUUAUAGCUUGUCGUCGGCUUCGUCUGGGUACCAAAGUCAGCACCACCAGCCAACGGGGACCUCCCCGGUGCCAAGGGUUCCACCUGGUGGUGCGGGCAUGUACCCAAAUGUGCCGCAUUACUUCUGAGGUAAGACAUAAGAGCUGUUUCUUUUAGUGGUGCCCCAAGAAGGUGUAUGACAGCUUAUUCGGCGCUGAUGCUUUAUGUGGUUCUGGUGAUUGCGUGAUUGCAGAGUUUGAUGAAUGUAUUAGCUGUUCCUUUACAGGCUCUUCAUCUGCACCUUUAGUAUUGUGGUUCUUUUCUGAAUGCUUGUAGUCAAAGCAGCUGAGUUAGAUUAGUUGUGUACUUCCAUCUGGAGCCAAUGUGCCAUCUGGGCGUUUUAUUAAUAAUAUAGUCUAAAUAAUAUAAGUACUGAAAUUAUGCUUUGCCCUUCUUUACUGAAAUGUAUGCUUGGUUUCAUA